UUCAAACCCUAGAUCCAAUUCGGAGUUCGAGGUUCAUGUAUUUUCUCCGAAAUCAAGAGUUUUUCUUCUGAUUCUUUUCAGGGUUUGCUGAUUCUUGUUCGAGAUGGCAACUGAGAACAAGCCUGCUGUGUCGGAAGAUGCAAAGAUCGAUCUCUUCGAGGAUGAUGACGAGUUCGAAGAGUUUGAGAUAGAUGAAGAGUGGGAUGACAAAGAAGGCAAAGAAACCUUGCAGCAAUGGGAGGAUGAUUGGGAUGAUGAUGAUGUGAAUGAUGAUUUCUCGUUGCAGUUGAAGAAUGAGCUUGAUAGCAACUCUCAGAAGAAAUAGGCUGUGGAGUCCUAAAGCCAGAGAAUCGGUGAAUCAAUUGGAUGUCUUCUUAGCAAUUCUCUCUUAAAGAUCAGUUGUUGUGCAAACUACGCUGUUCUUUUUAUGUAAACCAGAAUCUAUAACAUGUUUUAGGUUUCUGAUCCGGAUAUUCCAAACAGUGGGGCUAUGGUUAAAUAGAUCUUCUUUCAUGUCAAUGAAGAGUACAAUGGUCUUUGGUUUAAUAGUGAUAUAUGUUUAGUAUAUCAAGUUAACAUGAAA
This is a messenger RNA of Dioscorea cayenensis subsp. rotundata (Guinea yam), 583 nucleotides long. RefSeq names its product protein DELETION OF SUV3 SUPPRESSOR 1(I)-like. The coding region runs from base 104 to 325 and encodes 73 amino acids. Gene Ontology annotation, cellular component: proteasome complex; proteasome regulatory particle, lid subcomplex. NCBI's taxonomy places the organism in Eukaryota, Viridiplantae, Streptophyta, Magnoliopsida, Dioscoreales, Dioscoreaceae. Gene Ontology annotation, biological process: proteasome assembly; double-strand break repair via homologous recombination; mRNA export from nucleus. The transcript has 2 exons. The record is from RefSeq and is a predicted model, not a curated record.